AGAAUGUCUAGUGGUACGGCUGAUAAACUGGGGCUAACACGGGCGGUGCUGUGCAACGAUGACCUCGCUAAGAAAUUAGAAGAAUUCGAGAGAAAUGCUAAGUUUUACAAGGAGAUGAUUGUCAGGUCCCAUUAUCUUCUGCUGGAUUUCAAUGCAGUGUGUGGAGUUUACAAAGGAAUGGGGGACCUAUUCUCACAGAUUGCAGUACGUGAGAAGUGUGCUGCUAACGAAGCGUUUACUAUAUUCGCAGACACACACAGAAACUACCACAAGGCUGGCACUGAGUUCCAGAAGAAAGCUGCACCUAUAAUGAACAAGUUAGGAACUUAUCUUCACAAAGCAGUACCUGACAUGAGACUGACUAUUAAGAAGUACGCAAACGCAAAGUUUGAGUAUCUUGCUUACUGUCUCAAGAUAAAAGAGAUGGACGAUGAGGAGUACACUUUCAACUCAUUAGACGACCCACUGCCCCGCGUAGAGGAGGGUAACUACGAGUACAGAGUUGUACUGCGGUGUCGCGCGCAAGCUCGCGCGUACUUCCUACAACUCCGCAGCGACGUCAGAGUCAAACUUCAGCUCCUCAACUCAAAGCACGUACAAGACCUGACAGUGCAGCUAGAACAGUGGACUAAAGUACAACUAGCUUAUUACGAGGAGGCUGCCGCUAUCUCCGACAAGGCUAACGUCUUCCCAAUAGACAUAGACCUGAGCACUGUAGUGGACGCUCAAUAAACAUCCUGACCAUAGCCAACUGUUUAUAAGACUUAUUGUAAGAAGUACGGGGUCAUGUUUAUAAGAUACGAAUUAAAAUAUAGGUCAUGUUUAUAGAAAUGAUUCUGUUUACAGAAGACGACUCACGAGAAAUUUCUUGUACUG
Molecule: messenger RNA, 876 nt
Organism: Bolinopsis microptera
Lineage: Eukaryota; Metazoa; Ctenophora; Tentaculata; Lobata; Bolinopsidae
Product: PRKCA-binding protein-like
Exons: 7
Coding region: 4-732 (242 amino acids)
Biological process (GO): intracellular protein transport; receptor clustering; positive regulation of receptor internalization
Cellular component (GO): trans-Golgi network membrane
Molecular function (GO): phospholipid binding; protein kinase C binding; protein domain specific binding
Source: RefSeq, a predicted model, not a curated record